Molecule: messenger RNA, 5888 nt
Organism: Limanda limanda (common dab)
Lineage: Eukaryota; Metazoa; Chordata; Actinopteri; Pleuronectiformes; Pleuronectidae
Gene: snx27a
Product: sorting nexin 27a
Exons: 13
Coding region: 114-1811 (565 amino acids)
Biological process (GO): intracellular protein transport; signal transduction
Cellular component (GO): early endosome
Molecular function (GO): phosphatidylinositol-3-phosphate binding; protein binding
Source: RefSeq, a predicted model, not a curated record
UGGAGCUGACGUGACCGAGGCACCGAGGAGGCACAGAGCCCGAGUGUUGUUUUGAAUUCAGCACAAGACACCGACAGCAGGAGGCGGAGGAGGGGGUACGGUCUGUGGAUAAGAUGGCGGAUGAAGAAGGCGAUGAAACCCGGUCGGCUCAGCCCUCGGCAUCCCGCAGCGGUCCGGCCGCCGGCUCCUCUAGCACCGCGGGCCAGACCACCACCACCACCACCACGGUCACCUCCGGUCCCCGCUCCGUGAGGAUCGUCAAGUCGGAGUCCGGCUACGGGUUCAACGUCCGCGGUCAAGUCAGCGAAGGGGGGCAGCUCCGGAGCAUCAACGGGGAACUGUACGCUCCUCUGCAGCAUGUCAGCGCCGUCCUGCCCGGGGGAGCCGCGGACCGAGCCGGGAUAGCGAAGGGGGACCGGAUCCUGGAAGUUAAUGGGGUGAGCGUGGAAGGGGCCACCCACAAGCAGGUCGUGGACCUGAUCCGAGCAGGGGAGAAGGAGCUGGUUCUGGCUGUGCUCUCCGUUCCACCUCAGGAGGGCGAUGGGUUGGAAGGAGGAGAGGAAGUCCAACUAAACUACGACUACAGCGACAAGCAGGCUGUGCCCAUUUCCGUUCCCACGUACAAACAUGUGGAGCAGCACUCCGAGAGGUUUGUGGUGUACAAUGUGUACAUGUCGGGUAGGCAGCUGUGCUCAAAGCGCUACCGGGAGUUCGCCAUCCUGAACCAGAACCUGAAGAGAGAGUAUGCCAACUUCAACUUCCCAAAGAUUCCAGGGAAAUGGCCCUUCUCCCUUUCUGAACAGCAGCUGGAUGCUCGGCGUAGAGGCCUGGAGGAAUAUCUCGAGCGAGUUUGCUCUGUGCGGGUGAUCGGGGAGAGUGACAUCAUGCAGGAGUUUCUCUCUGAAUCAGACGAGAACUACAAUGGAGUGACAGAUGUCGAGCUGCGGAUAGCCCUCCCUGACAAGACCACCAUCUCCGUCAGAGUCCGCAAAAACAGCACCACGGACCAGGUGUACCAGGCGUUAGUGUUGAAGGUUGGAAUGGACAGUAUUAUGGCAAGCUACUUCGCCCUUUUUGAGGUCAUCAACCAUUCCUUUGUACGGAAGCUGGCGCCCAACGAGUUUCCCCACAAGCUCUACGUGCAGAACUACACGUCGGCGGUGCCGGGGACGUGCUUGGCGCUCCGCAAGUGGUUGUUCAGCUUCCAGGAGGAGGAGUUACUAAGAGACAAUCCGCUGGCACUGCACUACUGCUUUCACCAGGCAUUGGAUGAUGUGAAGAAGGGAUUCAUAAAAACAGAGGACAAAUCCUACCAGCUGCAGAAACUGGCAGAGCAGCGCAAGAUGGCCACGUACCUGAGCCUGUUGCGGACGUGUGAGGGCUACAACGAGGUGGCGUUCCCACACUGCUCCUGCGACUCCAGGAGGAAGGGACACGUCAUCACAGCCAUCAGCAUCCAUCACUUCAAGCUGCACGCCUGCACGGAGGACGGCACGCUGGAGAACCAGGUGAUAGCGUUCGAGUGGGGGGAGAUGCAGCGCUGGGACACUGACGAGGAGGGGAUGGCUUUCUGCUUCGAGUAUGCCAGAGGAGAGAAGAAACCUCGCUGGGUCAAGAUCUUCACUCCAUAUUUCAACUACAUGCACGAGUGCUUUGAGCGGGUCUUUUGUGAGCUGAAGUGGAGGAAACAGGUUGAGGAAGAGGCAUCUGACAAAGACAACAAAAACUGCAGUAACACUGAGAUCCUGCCUCCUCUGGAGACGCAGCAAAAGGGAUGGCGCCACCUAGGGGGGGAGAUUGCAACUUCCUAAAACCAUCGGCCACCACACAAACUAGAACUGGUCCACUUGCAUCAUUACAGCCACCCCUGAGAGAGCGCCCAUCAACAAACACAGGACAGAGAACUGGAAGUGAAGCGACGAAUGUGGGAAAUUGGAACAGUCACACGUAACCGGACCCAGGGAUACACACAGCAAGAAGAGCGAUGGAAGUUAACACAAGUCAGCUUUCAUGUCAUUUACUAGAUCUCCAUAGUGUGUCUGUUGUUUUCCACCAUGCAAUCUCCCUGAGAUGUGGCAGGACACGAGCAGAAUUCUCGCCUGCGGUUGAGAUCUAACACAUAUCUACAGUGUGUGUGUGUGACUGGUUCGGCGUCAACCGCAGCGUUUGCUCAAAGCAACGUGACCAGGGAGCGACACCGUGGGGGGGGGGGGGAUCCCGACGCCCGGGUCUCGCACCUGGAGAGACUCUGUCUGCUGAUGAACCGAGCUGUGUCGACGGAGGAGAAAACAAUGAGGGAGCGAUGCAGACAAACAGGGUUUUCACUUCUGUCAGUUAGUGACAAAGACGGCAAAGUCGUGCUGUCACACCGAUGCUGGACAUUAACACAAAAGUGAUGUUUUCUAUCCGUGAGGUCCGAAGUAUUCUGUCUCUGUCCGGAAACAUCCGCGACACAAAUGUAACUAAAACAACUAAACAAAAAACUGACGGGAGGGAACACGUUUUUAAUUCUAUGUUUGGUUUAACAAUCUGAUAGAUUAAUGUAAGACCUCUAAUAAUCGGUUUAUUGACUUAACACAAUAACACUAACUGAAUUGCAUUGAAGCUGCUCCUUCUAAUCUCCAUUCGUCGCGUCUUCUGGUCUAACCGUCAUUACUUGAAAACCACGUCAACCAUUAAUGUCAGUAUGGGUAUUCCCCCCCCAGCUCGCAAGUGUUUUAUUGUGGUGAUUUUUGUGGAGUUGAGAGGAAAAGGCUUUUCUCCUUCUCGGCUCUGUGCAAGAGUGAUGUCUUGAACAAAAGGGUUGAUGGGCCAAAGCUUCGAUGAUGUUGUAAUGUCACGUGUUCUGCACAAGCAAUCGGGCCGACAGAAUAUGAAUAUAAGUGCUGGGGAAUGGAGAGGUUUGGAGUUGGUGAGCUGCUGUUCUCCUGAACGUACAGCAGGGGGCAGCAGAGUGUAAGGCAAAUGUAGUUGUGGGUCUUUGAAGAAGUAGAGAUCUUAUGAAGUGCUCCCUCGGGCUCUGUAACUCACCCAAAAGUAUUCCUCCGCUGCAGUUUGUCCAUUAACCACGUCAGGAGGACAGAUGGUGAAUGUGUGUGUGUGUAUUUGUGUGUGUUUGUGUUGAACUGAGUGUAGAUGGUGCAUGAAGUUGUGCGACUGCAACCAUGGCCAUCAGCCGGCAUCUGUCUGCCUCUUAAAAAUUGAAACAGUAUUAGCCGUGUGUGCAUAUGAAAUGAUUAUAUGACACUUUUAUGAUUUACACAGAUUGAUUUCGAUUUUGAAAAUGUUGUUUUGUCUUGUUUUUCUUCACAAAAUCAAAGGUUUAUUUGUGUUUUUAAAUUUUUCCGGGGAUAUAGAAUCCGAUCAGAGACGCUGUGCGCAGAGUUCUCCUGUGAUACGAGUUUUGUUUAUCCCACGAAGGGCUUGUAGCUUUUUCUCGGCCAAUUCCAUUACUGACUCGCUCUUGUCCCUCACUCAACCUUCUGGCAGCAACCAAAAAAACCUGAAACUGAGAAUAAUGUUUUUAUUCAAUCACGCUGAAUUGGAGAGCAGGUUCAACUCUAUAGGUCUCUUCUUUCCUCAGUCGAGCUUUGAGCUUCUGGUUUGAUAAAAACGUCUGUUUCAUCUCAAGGUUUAGUCCCAAUUUGCUUUUCAGUCCCUCAUCUUGGAGCAGGCUCGUGUGUCUUUGUGUGUCUGUGUGUGUGUUUGUGUGUGUGGCCGCUGUGUUUAGUGUCCUCUAUGUCUAUCAAUGACAUUGCUGAUAAGCUUUCAAGCUCUGAUUGGACGUGUCUGAUGAGCUGUCGGUGUGGGAGCCAGUAAAUGAAGAUGAGGUUUUUUCUAUCUAUGCGAGAGUGGAGAUGCCAGACAGAUGGAGACAAAUAGGAGGCGUCUCCCUAUUGUCAAGCUCGGAUUCACAGACACACAAACACACACAAGUCCCCGUUGCCCUGCCGCUCCGUGUUUUGGGUUUGACAAAAUUGCUAAAUGCAGCCUCACGAAGCCGUUCUGUUUUCUCCCCGUUGUUGCCUCUCGAGAACAGGCGUCGGUUACACAGCAGCCUAUAGCAAUACAUGUACGUCCUUAACUGUGGCAGAAUGAUGUAUGUUUUACACUCAGCCCAGAGAUGGCUGGAUUGAGAGGGAGACUGCAAUGUGCAAAUUGCUGGAUGGUCAUUUUGACAGCUCAAGUAAUGGCCAAUUUAGAGAUGGAUGACGAGAAUUAAAGCUGUUCAACCAUGAGGUUUUUUUUUCCUUUUCUAAGCUGGAGAGGGAGAGUCGGUUAGAUUGUGUUGGGUUGUGUGUGUGUGUGUGUGUGUGUGUGUGUGUGUGUGUGUUGGUCUGUCCUGUCCUCUGCUCUUACUCCAGGUUGGUCUCCCGUCAUCACAGGGGGAUGUGGUUGCCGUGGCAGCACCACGUUGGCGCAACACACCCGGUGUUCCUUUUAUUCCCGUCAGCCGACUGACUCACUCCUCCCGACCGUGUGUUCGAAACAGUGUUGUUCUUUUUUAACCGUUUGAUAUUUGUUGUGCGUCCCUGUGGCUCGUGCUGCUGUGAAUAAGCCUUUUAGAAAACUGCUGUUUUAAAAAAAAAAAUUUGUUUGUGUUUCUCCGGCUCGUCUCGUCCACGCCAGGUGUCGUCCUCCGCUCGCCGUAAGAGGCUGUGAGGCGUGCGUACUGUCAGUUGUCGUCCGUCUCGGGGCCACCAGUGAGAUAAAUGUCAUGGUAACGGUUUUUUUAAGUGAAAGCGGAGAGAUGACAGGAAUGUUAAGAAGCGCGUCUUUGUACGGUGGGCCCGUGUUUGAUAGUUCUUGUCCGUCAGUGUGCUGUGGGCCGCCUGUGUUCGUGUCUGAAAUGCUGGACAGGCCCGAGCUCGCAAGAGAAAGAUUAUUUAUGAAAAGCGAUCGAACUUUUACAGAUAUAAAGAAUGUUUCACGGUAAAAACAAACAUGGUAAAAAAACACGUCGCUUCGUGUGAGGACCGCACAUGGAACUCAGAAACUUUGUGGUCGUCCAAACCCCGCUGUGGAAAAUGCACGUCGAAAUGAUGCAGUUGCUAUGGAAACACGUCCGUCUUUCCGAGUCUCAUGUGCCAAAUCAUCACAGAUUUCCACCCAACCUCAUUCAGCUGCAGAGAACGUACUAGAUCCUUUCUGAUAUUUCAAGAAAAAAAGCAUUUCACUGGGCUCUCGGGCUCCGGGGUCAGUCUCAUCAACAGCUUCUGUGUAGACUCCAUGUUUGUCGACCUCCGGAACGCACGUCCAGCUCGGGGGGGGGGGCAUCAGCCGCCGGCCUUCUACCUUCAGCUGACGUGCCCCCCAGAUUACUAAAACGAAGGGUUGGAUCUAAGUGCUGUUUGAAAAGUGUUAACCUUUCUAUGUAAUUACUUUCUGUCCGUUGCUUUGAAACAGGGCUUCUCCAUGACGACGAGUAGGCAUCAGUUUAAAAAAACCUAUAAGUCUUGUUUGUCUGUCUUCAGCAUAACCUGUAAAUAGCUGUUUUAAAAAAAGAAGAAAAGAAAAAAUGAUAUCCUUUUGGACAAAAUGCACUCUUGUUUCUCCAACCUCAAAACCUUUUUAUUUAUUUAAGCAGAAAUUUUAACUAUUGGGGAAAUUUUAGUGUACAGUGCUCGAGCCGCCGUCAAAUCAUUAAUUUAGUUGUGUGGGCCGCAGAUGGAGGAUUAGUUAAACCACACAGUGUAACGAGCAGUGUUGCAUUUACUAAGACGUCGAUUAACACCUGAUGCUGAACUACGCUACAACAUGGAGAGUUUUUAUAUCUUAAAAAUAAAAAACACAAAGGUUUACUAACCAAUAUAAGGAAAAGGACAAAAAGAUUUGAAAAUGUUGUGUAGAGUAAUAAAUUGUAACAAUAUUUUAAAUAAAGUUAUAUA